AUGCAGAUAUUCGUAAAGACAUUAACUGGAAAGACGAUCACCCUUGAAGUGGAAUCGUCUGAUACCAUUGAGAAUGUGAAGACUAAAAUUCAGGACAAAGAAGGCAUUCCGCCUGACCAACAACGACUUAUUUUCGCAGGUAAGCAGUUGGAGGGUUGUCGAACACUGUCAGAUUAUAAUAUCCAGAAGGAGUCGACACUUCAUCUUGUGCUGAGAUUGCGUGGUGGUGGCAAGAAAAGGAAGAAGAAGGUUUAUACUACACCGAAGAAAAACAAGCACAAGAGGAAGAAGAUCAAACUUGCCGUCUUGAAAUACUAUAAGGUCGAUGAAAAUGGUAAAAUUACUCGUUUGCGAAAGGAGUGUGCUUCACCGUCAUGUGGUGGAGGCGUUUUCAUGGCUAGUCACCAAAAUCGAUAUUACUGUGGCAAAUGUCAUCAAACAUUGGUAAUGCAAGACCCGAAAGAAAAAACUGCUGGAAAAACUAAAUAA
Molecule: messenger RNA, 489 nt
Organism: Acanthocheilonema viteae
Lineage: Eukaryota; Metazoa; Nematoda; Chromadorea; Rhabditida; Onchocercidae
Source: the annotation of a GenBank genome assembly